This is a messenger RNA of Aegilops tauschii subsp. strangulata, 2767 nucleotides long. RefSeq lists its product as uncharacterized. Gene Ontology annotation, molecular function: protein binding. NCBI's taxonomy places the organism in Eukaryota, Viridiplantae, Streptophyta, Magnoliopsida, Poales, Poaceae. The record is from RefSeq and is a predicted model, not a curated record.
GCACUAUGCAACUCUACGGAAUGCAAUGGAUUCUCUGAUCUCAGGCGGGCCUAAUCUUUAUUGAUCAAAGACCACAGAGAGUGGGAUAACGUUCACAUUUAAGAGCAAAUCUGGCUAAUCUAGGAGCUUCUACAUACAAAGUGUGAUACAUACACAUACAAAGUCAGGAAUAUUGGACUGGACUACUCAUCUCCCCCACCGCCAUCCACCGCUCGGCCCAGCUCGGCCUCACGUCAGGAACAAUGGGCCUUAGCCCAUCAUUCGCCCAUCGCAGCAGACGGCACAUAUAAAUGGCGAUCCUCCCUUCCACGCCGCCCCCUCCUCCCACCUAGGGUUCCACCAGAGAGCAAAGGGGAUCGGGUGUCAGUUAUGCGCCACCGCCUGCCGUGCGCCCAUCUUCCCCCUCUCGCCGUCGCAAUCGCCGUCGGAUGCCUCGAAUGAGGAUCCAGUGCUGCUUGCGAACAGGCGACCAAAUAAGCAGCCCCCCCUUUGGGAGCUGCAGUCCCCAAUCGAAUCAGCAAGAGCAGCAGCUCUUUUGGGAGCGGCGAUCUGCAAUCAAGCGGCUCCUCUUCGAGCUGCAACCGGCAAUCCAAGCAAUCAAACGGCUCCUCUCUGAGCCGCAGUCGGAAAUCAAAGCGGCUCCCUUUUUUAGUGGCUAAUCCGGAAUCAAAGCAGUCCUUUCCGGAUUACAAUCAGAAGCAGGUCCUGUUUUGAAUUCAUUAUCCGAGUCUCCAUUGGUGGCGGCAACCCAGCAGAUAUAUACAUAUCUGGCCGGGCGGACACCGCGCUUCUCGCCUCCAAUCUUCGGAGGAGACGGCAACUCGUGAGCCAAUUCACGGUGACCAAUUAUCCAAUUCUUCUCGGGCCUCGGCGGAUCUACGCAGGAGCCAUGGGGAAAGGCAGUAGAGAUGAUAGGCUCAGUGCAUUGCCUGACGACAUUCUGGUCAACAUUCUUGACCGACUCAAUGUCCCAGAGGCUGCAAGAACCAGCAUCCUUGCCAGACGGUGGGGUCAGCUCUGCGCCAAGCUGUCUCGGCUUAUAAUAAGCGUGCAGGACUUCCUGCCCGAGGGUGUGUUACACACCAACGUCUCUGUUGAAGAAUUGGUCCGGACCAAUGCGGCUGUGGUUCAAGCGACAGAGAGCAUACUGGCACGCAGAAAUCCAGGUGAACACACCAUCCGCCUUCUAUCUACAACAUUCUACUUGAGAGAUGAUGCCCCCCUAUCCAUCGGACGUGCUGUUGGUCAUGUCAUGGCAACACACUUGGUUGAGGUUGCCAAAUUCACUGUUAGGACAGGGAAGGAUGACAUCGCUGAAAUAGAUGAUGAUGAACUAAUCACCUGUGCUAGAAAAUUCAUGGUGUUCUUUGAUGCUUGUUCAAAUGCAUUUGGUGGUCUCACUAGCCUUGACCUAGAGAAUUUGAGAUUUGGUGAAUCAGACAUAUCCAGCAUCCUAGUCUCCUGCAAGCAGUUGAAGCAUCUGCACUUGUACAAUUGUGACUGUGGUGAACACAGCACGCUGCAAGUUGACCAUGCUCAUCUCAGUGAGCUUUGUAUUGUCCAGUGUCUUCUCUCUCAUGUUAAGCUCAGCUGGCUCCCUCAACUCACACAGUUAGUGUUUGACGGCUGGAUAGAUUAUGACGAUCCACUAUUUAUUGGUCAUGUCCCAUUGCUCAAGGCUGUAAGCCUCACAAAUGUUGCCCUUAGUUCCAACAAAAUGUUCAAGUUAAGUGAGUUUCUUAGCAGUACGUCUGUACAAAAUCUGAAGUUGGGAUUUAAAUCCGAAAAGAUUUGGGUUCAACCAGAAUGUCCAACGCAAAGUCUGGCGUCUGUGUUUCGCCAACUAAGGUUUGUGAAUCUGGUUAAUAUUCCUGAAGGGUAUGAUCUCACCUGGACAAUGUUUAUUCUUGAAGCUGCACCCUUACUGAAGGAUCUAUACAUCACAGUAUGGGAUCAUGCGUGUUCAAUGGAGAUGGAUGAGGAGAAGAGGAAAAAAGAAUUAUAUAGCGAGGACAAGGGUGUAGAGUGGGAUGAGGCCGCAGCUGAUUUCCAACACCGGAGUUUGGUUACACUUGUCAUCUGUGGCUUUGAAUCUGAAGAUUGCUUUGUGAAUUAUGUCAGACGUGUUAUGACAGCGGCCGUGAAUCUGGAGGAUGUGUUCCUGUAUAGUAGGUUGGACUGUGACAACUGCAAAGACGAGAAGAAGAUCAGGUUCCCCUGGACUAAAAGGCAGAGGAUUUCAUUGAAGAAGAGAAUAACUGUGGGGAUCGAGUCCUUUGCCAUAAUUCACUCCAGCAAGAUGGUGAGGGAUGAUCAUCAAGCAAAAAUUCUGUACCCGGAGUGCUCACGGUGACGCAAGAUCAUUGCAGUUGAGUCAUCUAUUUUGAAACGGAGAGAGUAUGUCAUGAGCCAAAUGGAAGCAAUCUGCAAGUAUUGGUGUAUAUGGAGCCAGGAUGUCUGCAUCUCCAUUGCAAGCGUUGAUGACCUCCAGACAAUCUGAUUCACCUAGUACCCUCAAGCAUCCAAUAUGAUGAACAAGCUGAAGGCCACUUUGGACAGCCAGAGCUUCUGCUGUCGCUGCACUUGCAGCAAAAUCAAACGGUUUAGCCACACCUGCAACUGCUUCUUUUCGAACAACGAUGCGUCUGUAUUCAGUUUAUAUGAUCCGAUGAUGGGUUUAACCCAGACAGCUUUAACGGGGACACUUGACUGCUUCAGUGCUGAAUUAGUAGUGAUCGCAUGAAUAGCAAACGCUGUACUUUCUGGA